Musa acuminata subsp. malaccensis (wild Malaysian banana) is the source of this 2165-nucleotide messenger RNA. RefSeq names its product protein ECERIFERUM 16. The record is from RefSeq and is a predicted model, not a curated record. NCBI's taxonomy places the organism in Eukaryota, Viridiplantae, Streptophyta, Magnoliopsida, Zingiberales, Musaceae.
AAGCCCUACUCGAUUUCGGUCCUCCACUCGAAGCAGAGCGGAGGAGGUGAAGGAGGAGGAAGCGGGAGAGGGUGAGGAGGGGGAUGGAUCCGAAGGCCUCGGCGAAGUCGAAGAGAGCCCACACGCAGCACGGCCGGGCGAACCACCCUUCGCCGUCCGCAAUCGCCCAGCGGAAGAAGCACGGGAACAGCAAGGACAAGAAUCCGACGCAGGGCGGAGGAGGAGACGGGGAGCCAAAGCGGUCACGCGUCCCCGCCCUCCCAUCCAAUUUGGAUCGUUACGGCGAGGAGGAGGAAGAGGAGUUGAAUGGCGCCGGGAACCCCGCGGCCACCGAGGUCGCGCCCAAAAGCAAGGGGGCGGACUUCGGCUAUUUGCUCGAGCAGGCUCGGACGCAGCAGCAGGAGCGUCGUAAUCUUGCUGCUCGCGGCCUCUCCGCGUCCUCUUCAUCGGAAGAGUUUCCCUUUGGUUUAAUGCAGGGACUGAGCUCUAUGCUAUCUGUUAGAGGAAAAGCUCUACUAUCAUUGUGUGAAGAUGAUAAUUUUAUCAUUGAUGACGAUGAUGAUACCUCAUCAAGUUAUGAGGUCCCUUUCCUCUCCAUCGAUUUGCAUGCAAUUGAUGCACAAUUAUCAAAACUGAAGCUCUCAGAGAGGCUCUUCAUUGAAUCAGAUUUAUUUCCUGAAGAGCAGUGUGUUGACGAGUCAAAUGAGAAGCAGAUAUCUGAGCAACCAGAAGAUUCAGUAGCAAGUGAUAUAAAACAUGAUUAUGUUCCAUCAACUUCUAUGAAUGUGGAUGGCCAAAAUAACCCUAGUAACCAUUACAGAGGUAGUGAAAUUGAUGAAGGUGCAUUGUUGAAGAAGCAUCAUUCACAAUUGUUAUCGGAAAAUAUUACCAAGCUUCAUCCAACUAAAGAAUUGAGGUCACAAGAGUUUUCCCCAAGCAGAAUAACUCAAGGUUCCAACUCCAAUCUUAGCAUAUAUGCUGUUUCAAACCCAAUGGAGAACACUACCUCUAAGUUUGAGAUGGCAGCAGCAGAAGCAGAGCUUGAUAUGCUUCUUGACUCACUAAGUGGAACCAGUUUUUCUGGUGCUGCUUCAGAUGAUCUGAUCAAUGAUGUUUCAGGUCCCAGUAAUGCAACUUCUUAUUCUUCAGCCAAUACAUUACCGUUAUCCGCCAGGAAGGGUUCUGAUUCCUCAAUAAAUGUACCAACAAGCUCAAUUGAUGAUGCCAUUGACGAUUUGCUUGCUGUGACAUCAUUAAGUCUUACGGACAAGAACUACAAUGGAAGCGCAACAGAGGAGGGAGCAUUACAUUCUAAGGUUCACGCUCCUCCAGCUUUUGGUUCAAAAUCAGCUGAUCAGUCUAGCUCCUUGAGAACAGAAGCUAGAACUGCUCUUGAUGAUGCCAUUGAUGAUUUGUUUGGUGAGAAAUCUGUUUUUUCCGAGGAUCAAAAGCAGGAACCAUCAGCAAUCACCCUUCCUUUGCGACCUCCUUUUGGUUCAAAACCCAUGGAUGACUUUGAUUCUUGGCUUGAUACCUUGUGAAGCAGGAAUCUGAAGAAAGGGACACAAUCAAACCACUCAACAUGUCAACUUGGGUGUUCAUAUCUGCUUUAGCUCAGUUUUGGCAAAAUUCCAUUUGUUUUAUAUGGAACACAACUCGACAACUGUUCAUCCUUCCAGCACAAAUUGGCCAAAGUAAUAUGCAUUGCACAUGGAUACUAUGAAUACGUUGCUCAUCUCCUUCUGGCCACAUGUUCAAAGUCAGUGAUUGAAAUGCCUUCUUGAUGGGUGUUUCAAGUCGUUGGAUCUGCCAGUUGAAGAGCGCAUUACAGAUUUAGCUCAUCUUAUUUAGCAGAAGAACUUGGCGUUACCUGAAUUUUGAACUCGGCAACCUAUUCCCAAGAUGAUAUGUUUAUUAUAUGCUUUUCACGUAAAGUGAUAUGGUGGAAGCAUAGCAGAGGGUAAUGGUUUGUGUUGUUUUACCAUCUCACGCAAACAUUCCUGAUGAUGGUCCAUUGUACCCCAAAAAGCCUCGAUGUUUGUCCUGGUUACUUUGCUGGCAGUGCUGGAAGGUAAACUUUCAUGUUGCUGGUACCUGUUUCAAGUAUUGAUGCUGAAAUUGGAAGCUUGGUAAAGAACACAUCUCUGUUUCAACUCUUAGUAUAA